AUGUUUCUUCCGAAACUUGUCACUCGGCGUUCUUCGAAACUUGUCUACAGUUUCUGUCGAUCAGUGCAACAUCGAAAACCAGUAGAGAUCAUUCCACCACAAAGACAAAAGCCAAGAUUCGAUUCAGCUCAGUUCGAAGCGUCGAUCAAACCGUAUGCAGAAGAUGUCACAACAGAAAAUCAAUAUGAAAAAUUAUGCAAUAUGAUCUUACCACUAGCGAAUUACUCCUACGAUGAACAAUUGAAUAUUAAACAAGGCAUUGUAGAACAACUAUUCGAUCAAAUCGGUAAUGCUAUUCUGUGGGAUAAACGAAUUGAUAGCCAAGUUUUGAAAUAUGUGGAAUUUCAUGAGGGGCACUUUUGUCAGGUGAAACGGAUUGUUCCAUCACCUUUAACUGAACAAUAUCGGUGUAAAGAUGAUCUGUCCUGCGGAUACGAUGUUGAUGGACAGAAAACGAUUGGAUUUUAUAUCAAUCCUUUGAAUAACAAAAAAUUUCCCAAUACUUUGUGCGUAUCACCGAUACAUUUGAAAAGUAUGAAAGCGAAACAUGCCUUAGUUGCCAAGCAUUUCGAUCGAUUUCUCAAACAACAUCCAUUACCUGUUUGUGCAAAUACGAAUAUAUUAAAAAAAGAUCAAUACUGGCGUACGAUGUCAUUAAAGUCUAAUGAACAAGGGCAUCUAGUAAUGACUGUCGUCGUGCAUCCUCAAUCGUUAAGUAAGGUGCUUUGGACCGAAAUCGAUCAGAUAAAAAAAGAUUUAUUGAAUUACUUCAUUGAUGGACCUGGCCGCGAAUGCGAAAUCAAUUCGAUUUAUUUUCAAGCAUCUGCACAUAAUCGUUCUACGAGCGACAAGAAUCCACUCGAAUUGAUUCAUGGCGAAGCAUUUCUCUACGAAACAUACAACGGAAAGAAAUUCCGUAUCUCGCCUGAAUCGUUAUUCCAAACGAACAAGCAAACUUCAGAAAUUUCCUUUCGAACAGUUUUUGAUCAUGCUCAAUUAGACGAACAUACCGUUCUAUUAGACAUUGGCUCAGGCAUUGGUGUUCAUUCCAUAAUGGCUUCACCAAUCGCGAAAAAGGUUUAUGCUAUCGAUCCAUUGAAAUUGUGUAUCGAAGAUGGUGAAUUCAAUGCUAAAUUAAACGGUUGUCGAGAUAAUAUCGAAUGGAUUUGUAGUUAUGCCGAAGCAAAUUUGCAUCGCAUAUUAAAAAAGAUUGGUGAUUUACAUGGAAAUAAUUCGCGUCUUGUCGCGGUUAUUAAUCCAUCACGAUAUAGUCUUACAAAUAAAACAAUAAGUAUCAUGCGUAGUUUACCAUCGAUUCAACAACUUAUCUACGUACUAAACAAAACCGAUCAACAAGUUAUGCAUAAUCUUUAUGAAUUGGCAGCUGGCGAGAGAUCUAAACUGAAAGAAGUUGGGAGACCGUUCAUCCCAACUGAUGUCUAUCCCAUCGACAUGCUUCCGCAUUCGACAAAUGUUGAAACUAUUGUAAAAUGUAUUCGUGUUUAA
Messenger RNA from Adineta ricciae, 1506 nucleotides. The record is from the annotation of a GenBank genome assembly. NCBI's taxonomy places the organism in Eukaryota, Metazoa, Rotifera, Eurotatoria, Adinetida, Adinetidae.